Lotus japonicus is the source of this 1846-nucleotide messenger RNA. RefSeq lists its product as uncharacterized. NCBI's taxonomy places the organism in Eukaryota, Viridiplantae, Streptophyta, Magnoliopsida, Fabales, Fabaceae. The record is from RefSeq and is a predicted model, not a curated record. The transcript is spliced from 4 exons. The coding region runs from base 1 to 1542 and encodes 513 amino acids. Gene Ontology annotation, molecular function: nucleic acid binding; zinc ion binding.
AUGGUGCUUUAUCUCAGACCAACAAAGGGUUUGAUGGAAGUCUUCAAAGAAGAGUUGCUCCAAGGUUGUGAUCAUAGGCUGUGUGUGAGACACCUGUAUGCAAAUUUGAAGACAAAGUUUGGUGGUGGAGUUCUUUUAAGGAACCUGAUGAUGGCAGCCGCAAAAGCUACAUAUGAAGAAGAAUGGAGGGAGAAAAUGCAGCUCAUUAAGGAAAAGAAUCUGCUUGCCUUUGAAUGGUUGAUGGAGAAACCAACAUCUUCUUGGUGCAGGCAUGCAUUUAGCAUUUGGCCCAAGUGUGAUGUCAUCAUGAACAACCUCUCGGAGUCCUUCAAUGCUGCAAUUAUUUUGGCAAGAGACAAACCUAUUCUCACUAUGAUGGAGUGGAUUAGGACCUAUGUCAUGGGGAGGUUUCCAAAGAUGAUGGAGAAGCUUAACAACUGGACAGGUCAGAUUAUGCCAAAGCCACUUAAAAGAAUAGGAUUUGAGGUGGGAAAGAGCAAGAACUGGAUUCCUAGGCAAGUGGGAAAUGAGAAGUUUGAAGUUCGUCAUGCUCACACUUUGCAGAGGCAUGUUGUAAGCUUGAGGGACAGGAAAUGCAGCUGCAAAUUCUGGGAGAUCAAUGGCUUUCCUUGCAGGCAUGCAGUGUGUGGAAUUAACUUCAAGGGUUAUGAUCCAAAGAGCUAUGUUGAUGAUUGUUACAAAAGAGGUGCUUUCAGGGCUACUUAUGAACAUGAAAUCACUCCACUUCCUGGCCCUGACCAGUGGAUUGUGACACCAAAUGACCCUGAGUGCAUUCUGCCACCACUGUUUAAGAGAGGUGCAGGGAGGCCCAAAAAAUUGAGAAGGAGGGACCCAUAUGAUGACCCUAAUCCAAACAAGUUGAAGAGAGGAGGUGCUUUUGUGAGGUGUAGCAGGUGCAACCAGUAUGGACACAAUAAGAAAGGCUGCAAAAACCCAAUUGAAGAAGAGAUAGAGAUAGAUGCAGCAGAGCUUGAUGCCCAGAUGGAUGCAGUACUGGAGAAAUUGUUGGAGACUGAAUCACAACAGGCCACUGCAGCUCCAGCUCCAGGUGAUGAAACACACCAACCAACAACUGGUCAGAAUAAGAAAGAGAAAAAAGGUAAUAAGAGGUGCAGUGUGUGCAAGCAAUAUGGUCACUAUAAGACAAGUUGUAAGAAAUACCCAAAGAAAACCCCCAAUGAACCAAUUUCUCUACCUGGGAUUGUGAUAAGGGAACCAACUUCUGCUACUGUCCAAGUCCCUCACAAUAAUGGAAAACAGAAAGAAAAGGUACCUGAAAUUCCUAGAUCUUUUGAUGAUGGCUGCAUUAAAAGCAAAUAUAUAGCUGCACUAAUUCAUGACAAUGGAGGGGCGACUACUUCAUGUUCUAUGGUUGAAAAUCCUGAACCUGGCAGCUCAGAUCCAGCAGGUUCUGUAGCAGAUGCAGGACAUCAAAUGGAAAUAAUAGAAGAAGAAGGUGGAGGAAAUGUUCCAACACAGUGCAGUGUUGUGAUGGACAACACCCUUGGAGGUUCAACUUGACUGUGAUUUGGAUGAGGGACAACUUUAAUGGAGUGGGAAUCUUUUUUUGUCAAAAGCAGCAGAUGCACCACAUGGCCACUAGGGUCAAUUUUUUUGUAAUAUUUAGGGAGUGGGGAUUUGUGGACCACAAAACUAUAGCCACUUGCUUUUGUUAGUUAUUAAAACAGGCUUUUAUGUUGUUUAUGUUGUUUUGUUUGCUGUGACUAUAUGGUCCAAACAACAAGUUCAUGUUUAAGUCCUCCUUAUGUAUUGAUGUUGCACUUCAAAUUCAAGGUUAAAGUCCUUCUCUUGUUUCUGUUUAAAG